Heterobasidion irregulare TC 32-1 is the source of this 1320-nucleotide messenger RNA. RefSeq lists its product as uncharacterized. NCBI's taxonomy places the organism in Eukaryota, Fungi, Basidiomycota, Agaricomycetes, Russulales, Bondarzewiaceae. The coding region runs from base 1 to 1320 and encodes 439 amino acids. Gene Ontology annotation, cellular component: mediator complex; nucleus. The transcript has 6 exons. Gene Ontology annotation, biological process: protein phosphorylation. Gene Ontology annotation, molecular function: cyclin-dependent protein serine/threonine kinase activity; ATP binding; RNA polymerase II CTD heptapeptide repeat kinase activity. The record is from RefSeq and is a predicted model, not a curated record.
AUGGUCGACGAUUGGUCCAGCGCAGCCCACCAUGACCCCAUGCGCGCCUACCGCGCGCGGCGCGACGCCGCCCACCGUACCGUCGUCUCCAAGUACGACAUACUCGGCUUUAUCUCCUCCGGCACGUACGGCCGCGUCUACAAGGCCAAGAGCAGGGACGACGACGGCAAGCUCCACGCGAUCAAGAAGUUCAAGCCGGACAAGGAGGGCGACGUCGUCGCCUACACUGGGAUCAGCCAGAGCGCGAUCAGAGAGAUCGCGCUCAACCGAGAAAUAUCGCAUGAGAACGUCGUGGCACUUAAGGAGGUCAUACUCGAGGACAAGUCCAUCUACAUGGUCUUUGAAUACGCUGAGCACGAUUUCCUCCAACUCAUACACCACUACACCCAAUCCAUUCGCGGUCACCAAAUCCCGACCGCGGUCCUCAAAUCCCUGAUAUACCAGCUCUUCAACGGCCUCCUCUAUCUCCACGAGUCCCACAUCCUCCACCGCGACCUCAAACCGGCGAACAUCCUCAUCACCUCCGCGGGCGUCGUCAAAAUAGGCGACCUCGGGCUCGCGCGUCUGACGUACCAGCCGCUCCAGCCGCUCUUCGCCGGGGACAAGGUCGUCGUCACGAUCUGGUACCGCGCGCCGGAGCUGCUCAUGGGCGCGAAGCACUACCACAAGGCCGUCGACUGCUGGGCUGUGGGCUGCGUCAUCGCGGAGCUGGCCAGUCUGCGGCCUAUCUUCAAGGGAGAGGAGGCGAAGCUCGACUCAAAGAAGAACGUGCCCUUUCAGAAGGACCAACUGCUGAAGAUAUUGGAGGUGCUGGGCACGCCAGAUGAAAGAGAGUGGCCGGACAUCAAGCACAUGCCGGAAUACGCAAACAUGAAGCGUCUGGACUCUUACACCCCGCACAUCUUCGAUUGGUGCAGGAGCCGGCCGCAGAUCAACUCGAGCGCCGGCUACGAUCUCCUGAAGCGCCUCUUCGCGUGGGACCCGGACCAGCGGAUCACCGCCAAGGAGGCCCUCCUGCACAAGUGGUUCCAGGACGAGCCCCGGCCGACGAGCAACGCGUUCCAGACGAUCUCGCCGUCGCAGAUGCCGCCACACCGUCGCAUCACGCAAGACGACGCGCCGUCGAUGGUGCCCGCGCAGGCGUCGCAGCAGGCCGCACAAGCCCAGAUGCAGGCCCAGUUCUCGCAGCAGCCGCACCUCCACAGCCACACGCAGGGCAGCGCGGGGAGCUUCGCGAGCCUGAGCGCUGGCGCCGUCGGCGUGCUGGGCGGUGCUGGGAUGCACGGCGGACAUGCGCGGAAGAAGGCGCGGCUGGGGUAG